AAAGCCGGUCGAAGAAAAGAAGGAAGAAAACGAUAUCGUAUUCGCAUCUAUAUAUUGAGGAAAGCCCCUUUCUCACCUCCUUAUUCCCAAACGAUUAGGGUUUUCUAAUCGCGUUUCUGCAAUCGUCUCGAUUUUGGUCUGCUAUUCUGUAUUCCGGAAUUCCAUUGCUUUCGAAUCAUAAGGUGUUGGAACAACUAGGUUCAGGUUUGGCUUCGGAUCAGGUUCCUUUUGGCGGUGUCCUCGGUCGGUGGAGCUGUGCGAUUCCGGAGGAAAUUAGGGUUUCUGGACUUUGGCAAGGUUUUCUUCCUCCGUGCUUGUGAAUUUUGGUGAGAAUUGGUUAACUUCUCUUUGUGGGUGGAAGAAUCCGUGUCGCGUGUGAGAUGCGAGUGAGUGUGCGAUCAGAAUCUGUCUGAUCGAGCAAAUCCCACACUUGGGGUUCCUUCCUUUGUAUGGAAACUCGGAGCCGCAAGCGGGCGGAGGCCUCCACAACUGCCCCCUCUUCUUCCUCGUCGCCCUCCGGUCCCACCACCCGCAGCAAACGCGCUCGUCUCUCCUCCCCCGCCCUGCCUUCCUGUGCUACCGCCUUAACCACCACAAGCACCCGCUCUCGCUCCUCCCGCUCCUCAGCUACUGCUUCUGCUUCGAUGGACACAUCCACGGAGUCCUCUGGUUAUCGCCGAGGCGGCAGAGGUAACAGGGGUAAUGACAAUAGCAGCUCCGAUAAGGGAAAGGAGAAGGAGCAUGAAAUCAGGAUUAGAGAUAGAGAUAGAGAUAGAGAUAGAGGCCGAGAGCAACUUAAUUUUGAUACCAUGGGUGCUGGUGGUAGGAGUGGUGGCGAGGACGAUGACAAUGACAGUGAGGAUGGCAAUGUGGGAUUUAUGCAUCCCAACAUGAGUUCUGCAAGUAGUGCACUUCAAGGGUUGUUGAGGAAGCUUGGAGCUGGACUGGAUGACUUGCUUCCAUCAUCGGGUAUCGGAUCAGCCUCCUCUUCCCACUUGAAUGGGAGGUUGAAGAAAAUACUCUCUGGUCUGCGCGCGGAUGGAGAAGAAGGGAAGCAGGUCGAGGCUCUAACCCAGCUUUGUGAUAUGCUAUCCAUAGGGACUGAAGACUCUCUGAGCACGUUCUCAGUGGAUUCGUUUGUGCCAGUUCUUGUCGGUCUGCUUAACCAUGAGAGCAAUCCCGAUAUAAUGCUUCUUGCAGCGAGGGCUCUUACCCAUCUAUGCGACGUUUUGCCUUCAUCUUGUGCUGCGGUUGUGCACUACGGUGCGGUGUCGUGCUUCGUUGCUAGGUUGCUUACCAUAGAAUACAUGGACUUGGCUGAACAGUCAUUGCAGGCUCUCAAAAAGAUAUCUCAGGAGCACCCUACUGCGUGUUUGCGAGCUGGUGCUCUCAUGGCAGUGCUCUCUUAUCUCGAUUUCUUCUCCACUGGAGUUCAGCGUGUGGCACUGUCUACUGCUGCAAGCAUGUGUGAGAAGCUUCCUUCUGAUGCGGCUGAUUAUGUCAUGGAAGCUGUACCAUUGUUGACAAACCUGCUUCAGUAUCAUGAUGCAAAAGUGUUGGAAUAUGCUUCUAUUUGCCUUACGCGGAUUGCUGAAGCGUUUGCAUCAUGUCCCGAUAAAUUAGAUGAACUAUGUGAUCAUGGGCUGGUGACUCAAGCUGCCUCUCUUAUAUCAAUUAGCAGCUCAGGAGGUGGGCAAGCAUCUCUUAGCGUGUCAACUUACACAGGGUUAAUCCGAUUGCUUUCCACUUGUGCAAGUGGAUCUCCUCUUGGAGCCAAAACAUUGCUUCUUCUUGGUAUUAGUGGCAUUCUCAAGGAUAUUCUGGCUGGUUCUGGUGUCUCUGCAAAUGUAUCUGUCUCUCCAGCAUUGAGCAGACCCGCUGACCAGAUUUUUGAGAUAGUUAACCUGGCGAAUGAGCUCCUCCCUCCAUUACCACAAGGUGUUAUCUCCCUUCCAGCUAGCUCGAAUAUUUUUAUGAAAGGUUCCGCAGUCAAAAGAUCUCCUCAAAGAAAUUCUGGAAAACAAGAAGAUACAGAAGAAAAUGUUCCAGAUGCUUCACCUAGAGAGAAAUUACUGGAUGAUCGCCCAGAAAUUUUGCAGCAAUUUGGGAUGGAUCUUCUUCCAGUUCUAGUACAGAUUUAUGGUUCUAGUGUCAAUGGCUCUAUUCGCCAUAAAUGCCUCUCUGUUAUUGGAAAGUUGAUGUACUUCAGUACUCCUGAAAUGAUUCAAUCUCUACUUGGUGUUACAAAUAUAUCAGGCUUCUUGGCUGGUGUCUUGGCGUGGAAAGAUCCACAAGUCUUGGUUCCUGCCCUCCAAAUUGCCAAGAUUUUGAUGGAAAAGCUUCCCGGAAUUUUCUCUAAAAUGUUUGUUAGGGAAGGGGUUGUUCAUGCUGUCGAUCAGCUUGUUUUGGUUGGUAAACCAAACUCUCAGGCUUCUCCUGUCGACAAGGAUAAUGAUUGUAUUCCUGGUUCUGCGCGAUCAAGGCGCUACCGGCGGCGGAGUUGCAAUGCUAAUUCUGAUGGAAAUUCAUCUACUGAUCCCAAGAAUUCUGCUUCAAUGAAUGUAGGUGCAUCCCACAAUUCGAUGGAUACUCCUACAGCCAGCUUCAUGCUGAGGGAAACUGUUAGCUCAUGUGCUAGAGCUUUCAAAGAUAAAUACUUCCCAUCAGAUGGAGGGGAUCUUGAAAUUGGAGUUACAGAUGAUCUUAUACAUUUAAAGAAUCUUUGCAUGAAGCUAAAUACUGGUAUAGAUGAUCAAAAGGUGAAAGCAAAGGGAAAAUCUAGGGCUUCUGUGCCAUGUCUGGGUGAUUUUUCUGCCAGCAAGGAAGAGAACUUGAUUGCUGUCGUUUCUGAGAUACUCGGGGAUCUAAGCAAAGGGAAUGGUGUGUCUACGUUUGAGUUUAUCGGUAGUGGUGUUGUUGCAGCAUUGCUCAACUAUUUUUCGUGUGGAUAUUUUUCGAAGGAGAAGAUCUCUGAAGCUAAUUUGCCUAAACUUCGCCACGUAGGGCUCCAAAGGUUCAAGGCUUUCCUUGAAGUUGCACUUCCUUCUAAUGUUGAUGAGGGAAAGAUUCCCCCAAUGACUGUUAUGGUUCAGAAGCUUCAGAAUGCGUUAUCUUCGAUGGAGCGUUUUCCAGUAGUGCUUAGCCAUCCCUCAAGAUCUCUAGGUGGAAGUGCCCGCCUCUCGUCUGGCUUGAGUGCUUUGGCUCACCCUUUAAAAUUGCGACUAUGUCGUGCCCAAGGAGAGAAAUCUCUACGUGAUUACUCAUCAAAUAUUGUACUUAUAGAUCCACUGGCCAGCAUAGCAGCGGUUGAAGAAUUUCUUUGGCCCCGAGUUCAGCGAGGUGAAUCUGGUCUAAAGCCAGUUGUGGCUGCUGGAAAUUCUGAGUCAGGGACAAUGCCUGGUGGUACCGGUGUUUCAUCACCAUCAUCUUCCACUCCAGCUUCAACCGCUCGUCGCCAUUCUUCUAGAUCUAGAUCAGCAAUAAACAUAGGUGAUACACCAAAGAAGGAACCAUUGCAUGAGAAAGGCAUCAGCUCUUCUAAAGGAAAGGGCAAAGCUGUUUUGAAGUCUGCUCAGGAAGAUCUACGAGGGCCACAAACGAGGAGUGGCUCUCGAAGGAGAGCUGCACUUGACAAAGAUGCACAAAUGAAACCAGUUAGUGCGGACUCGAGUUCUGAGGAUGAGGAAUUGGAUAUGUCUCCUGUGGAUAUUGAUGAUGCAUUGGUGAUUGAAGAGGAUGAUAUCUCUGAUGAUGAAGAUGAUGAUCAAGAAGAUGUUCUUGAUGAUAGUCUCCCCUUGUGCACGCCAGAUAAAGUGCAUGAUGUGAAAUUGGGGGACUCGAUUGAUGAUGAUGGUAAUGGCCAUACAACCAGUGAUGGUCGAACAAAUCCAACUCCGGGUGCCACCAGUGGAGCAGCUGCAGCAAGAGGUUCUGAUUUGACUGAUACCGGCGUUAGGAAUUCGUAUGGUACCAGAGGUGCCCUCUCCUUUGCUGCAGCUGCAAUGGCUGGGCUUGGAUCUACCAAUGGUAGAUCUAUCAGGGGGAGUGGAGAUCGGCAUGGGCACGCUCUAUACCGUAGUUCUGAUGAACCCUCUAAGCUGAUAUUUAGUUCUGGAGGAAAGCAACUUGGUAGGCAUUUGACGAUUUAUCAGGCUGUUCAGCGACAACUUAUGCUGAAUGAAGAUGAUGAUGAGAGGUUUGGUGGCAGUGAUUUCAUCUCAAGUGAUGGAAGCAGAUACAACGAUUUUUACACCAUUAUGUACCAGAGGGCGGACAACCAUGUGGAUCGGAUGUCAGUUGGCGGAGCAAGUUCUACAACACCAUCAAAAUCGACUAAAUCUGCCAUUGGUUUGAGCUCAGAAUCUCAGACAUAUAGGGCAUCUCUUCUGGAUAGUAUCUUGCAAGGGGAACUUCCAUGUGAUCUUGAGAAGUCAAAUCCUACGUAUAAUAUAUUGGCAUUGUUGCGUGUGUUGGAGGGUUUGAAUCAGCUUGCUCCUCGUUUAAGAGCUCAAAUAGUGUCUGAUGAUUUUGCAGAGGGUAAAAUUACAAGCCUAGAUGAGUUGCAUACAACUGGUACUAGGGUUCCAUCUGAAGAAUUCAUAAAUAGUAAACUUACCCCAAAAUUAGCCAGGCAAAUUCAAGAUGCGCUUGCUUUGUGCAGUGGGAGUCUUCCCUCUUGGUGCUACCAGCUGACCAGAGCAUGUCCGUUCUUGUUUCCUUUUGAGACCCGAAGACAAUAUUUCUACUCCACUGCUUUCGGAUUGUCUCGAGCAUUGUAUCGCCUGCAACAACAACAAGGUGCUGAUGGUAGUGGGUCUACAAAUGAAAGAGAGAUGAGGAUAGGGAGAUUACAGCGUCAAAAAGUCCGUGUAUCCCGAAAUAGGAUUUUGGAUUCUGCUGCAAAAGUUAUGGAGAUGUAUUCUAGUCAAAAGGCUGUGCUUGAAGUAGAGUAUUUUGGUGAAGUUGGCACUGGUUUGGGUCCUACCCUUGAGUUCUACACACUUCUGAGCCAUGAUUUGCAAAAAGUUUCGCUUGGGAUGUGGAGAUCAAAUUUUGGAGACAUGACUCCCAUGCAAACGGUUGGAGAAGAAAGUAAGAAGGGGAAAUCAUCUGCCGCUACUGACGGAGAUGUUGUUCAAGCACCUCUUGGAUUGUUUCCUCGACCUUGGACUCCGAAUGCGGAUGCUUACGAAGGCAGUCAGUUACAUAAAGUAAUAGAGUAUUUCCGGCUUCUAGGGCGUGUCAUGGCGAAAGCCCUUCAAGAUGGUCGUCUAUUGGACCUGCCACUGUCUACAGCAUUUUAUAAGCUUGUUCUUGACCAUGAGCUUGAUUUGCAUGAUAUCGCUUCAUUUGAUACUGAACUUGGCAAGACUUUGCAAGAACUGUAUGUUCUUGUUGGCCGGAAAAAGUAUCUGGAAUCAGUAGGUCGUGACAACUGCCAUGCGGUUUCUGGUUUACAUUUCCGUGGAUCACGGAUAGAAGACCUCUGCUUGGACUUCACCCUGCCUGGUUAUCCCAAUUACAUCUUGAAACCAGGAGAUGAAACUGUUGAUAUUAAUAGCCUUGAGGAGUAUAUAUCCCUGGUUGUUGAUGCGACAGUUAAGACAGGAAUUGCUCGACAGAUAGAAGCUUUCAGAUCUGGGUUCAAUCAGGUGUUUGACAUCACAUCUCUACGGAUAUUCACACCGUUUGAAUUGGACUACUUGCUCUGUGGUCGAAGAGAGCUCUGGGAGGUCGAGACACUAGCUGAACAUAUCAAAUUUGAUCAUGGUUAUACUGCCAAGAGUCCUGCAAUAAUUAAUUUACUGGAGAUAAUGGGGGAAUUUACAGCAGAGCAGCAGAGGGCUUUCUGCCAAUUUGUUACUGGAGCUCCCAGGCUUCCUCCUGGUGGCUUGGCGGUUCUGAAUCCUAAGCUAACAAUUGUUAGAAAGCACUCGUCAACAGCUACUGCAGCAUCCAAUGGAAUGGGGGCUUCAGAGACAGCCGACGAUGACCUGCCCAGCGUCAUGACGUGCGCAAACUACCUUAAGCUCCCUCCAUACUCUACAAAGGAAAUCAUGUACAAGAAACUGCUGUAUGCUAUCAAGGAAGGGCAAGGAUCUUUCGACUUGUCUUAAAUAAUCUUAACCAAAGUCAGGCUCUAUUCUGUAUGUACAUUACAAGGAAAGACACCCAGGGAGAGAGAUGCUUCUCAUUGAUUUUGAUUUUUUACUGCAAAAGGAGGCGGAGUAUAUGCCCCAGAAGCAGGCUCCGCAGGAAGGCUUCUUCUUCUUCUUCUUCUUCUUCAUCUUCUUCAUCUUCUUCUUCUUCUUCUUCUUCUUCUUUGAUGUACAUAAGAGGGAUAAUUAGGGCUCUCUCUCUCUCUCUCUCUAAAUGACGGUGAAUUUCAUUUCAUUUGGUCUUUAAAACUUGAAAACGUCAACUUUGCUCAGCGCUCCUUCGUAGUCAAUUUUUUUUUGUCACUUGCAUAAUGUACGGUCUGUUUCAGGAAAUAAAUAGCCCUCGCUGUAAUCGCUGGUGUACCGAUCUGAUUCAGUCAAAGUAAGAGCUAAACAGUGUUACCA
This is a messenger RNA of Tarenaya hassleriana, 6563 nucleotides long. Its product is annotated as E3 ubiquitin-protein ligase UPL3. Gene Ontology annotation, biological process: proteasome-mediated ubiquitin-dependent protein catabolic process; protein polyubiquitination. The transcript has 18 exons. Gene Ontology annotation, molecular function: protein binding; ubiquitin protein ligase activity. Lineage: Eukaryota; Viridiplantae; Streptophyta; Magnoliopsida; Brassicales; Cleomaceae. The coding region runs from base 450 to 6116 and encodes 1888 amino acids. The record is from RefSeq and is a predicted model, not a curated record.